AUGCGAGCAGCUACAACAUCAACGCGCCGUGUGCUCACGCGUCAAAUUGCGUCCUGUAGGCCCGCCACUUCUUCAUCUUCAGGUUUCCAGACUGCUGCGUAUGUGGCUGUAAGUGGUGGUGUUGUAGCUGCUGUAGUUGCUGCCUACAAUGGCGUAGUACCGCACGAAUGGGUUAUCCGGCAGCUUGCCGAGCCUUUCAUGCCCAUUGUGCGGCUCUUUGACCCAGAAACGUCUCACCAGAUUGCAGUAAACUGCGCACGCUUUGGCCUGACGCCCAAGGAUCCAGAGAUCGACCCGGAGCUGCUUCAUAUCAAGGCACUGGGGCUUCAAUUCACCAAUCCAUUGGGUAUUGCUGCUGGCUUUGACAAGGACGGAGAAGCGAUAAACGGCAUGCUGGAUAUGGGCUUUGGAUGUGUUGAGAUUGGCAGUGUUACUCCAAAGCCGCAACCAGGCAACCCAAAGCCCCGAGUGUUCCGGUUAAACGAGGAUCUUGGCGUGAUCAAUCGCUACGGCUUCAAUAGCAAAGGAUUGGAGUAUGUCCAAGCGCGUCUUGAGAGAUACGUUGGAUCACGUGCCAAACGCCAAGCACCUGGAAAUGGCCAUCGUUCUGGAGUUCUUGGAGUCAAUUUAGGCAAGAACAAGCUGACAGAAGACGCAGCUGCUGACUACGUGAAAGGUGUACAGGCGCUAGGCAAAUACGCCGACUAUCUUGUGGUGAACGUGUCAUCCCCCAAUACUCCAGGUCUGCGUACUCUUCAGGGCAAAAUUCAGCUGAAGAAUCUUCUGGUGCGAGUGAUUAAGGCCCGUGACGAGGUCGCAGCUACUGAAAAACGCAACAUUCCACUUCUUGUAAAGAUUGCACCAGACCUCACGGACGAAGACAAGAAAGACAUUGCUGAUGUGGCACUUGAUCUUGAGCUGGACGGGCUUGUGGUGUCUAACACAACUUUGAGUCGACCAGAUUCUCUUAAGAGCGCUGCAAAGCUUGAGACGGGCGGCUUGAGCGGCCUGCCAGUACGUGAUCUAUCCACUAAGGUCCUUGCCGAUAUGUACAAGUUGACCAAGGGAAAGAUCCUGCUCGUUGGUGUAGGAGGUGUCUGUACUGGUCAGGACGCGUACGACAAGAUCCGUGCUGGAGCCUCGCUCGUGCAAAUGUAUUCGUGCUUAAUCUAUGAAAGUCCGCUAGCUGUACCACGCGUCAAGAAAGAGCUGGCUGCGCUGUUACGUCGUGACGGCUACGAGAGCGUGAUGGACGCUAUUGGUGCUUCCCAAAAGUAG
This is a messenger RNA of Peronospora belbahrii, 1278 nucleotides long. Lineage: Eukaryota; Oomycota; Peronosporomycetes; Peronosporales; Peronosporaceae. The record is from the annotation of a GenBank genome assembly.